This is a messenger RNA of Manihot esculenta (cassava), 2087 nucleotides long. Its product is annotated as flowering time control protein FCA. The transcript is spliced from 14 exons. Lineage: Eukaryota; Viridiplantae; Streptophyta; Magnoliopsida; Malpighiales; Euphorbiaceae. The record is from RefSeq and is a predicted model, not a curated record. Gene Ontology annotation, molecular function: protein binding; mRNA binding. Gene Ontology annotation, cellular component: ribonucleoprotein complex; nucleus; cytoplasm. The coding region runs from base 1 to 1866 and encodes 621 amino acids.
AUGGAAAGACAGAGAGAGGAUCACCACCACCACCCCCCUCCGCCUCCGCCUCCCCCUCCCCCUCCCCCUCCCCCUCCCCCUCAUCCUCAUCCUCAUCCUCAUCCUCACCCUCACCCUCACCUUCACCCUCACCCUCACCCUCACCCUCACCCUCACCCUCACCCUUACCAUCACCCUCACCCUCACCCUCACCCUCAUCCGCCUCCCCACCCUCACCCUCACCCUCACCCUCUCCCUCACCGCCACCACCGCAAUAACCAGCCGGACCACCCCGAGCAUUUUCCGCAGUAUUACCAACAGGAGCACCAGCAUCACCACUUUAACGGCCACGAAUCUCUUGCCGAGCAGAAUCAGGACCUCCAAUUUAACAACCACGACAAGCAUUAUAAUUACGACACUAACUACCAAAUGAGCUUCGAACCAAAUGAAUCAUAUGGUGGAGGAGGUGGCGGAGGAUUCUGUUCCAAUGCCCGCAAAAGAGGCCGAUACCAUUCUGGCCGAGCAGGUUCGCCAGAUCAUAACGAUGAAGCUGUUAAUGCAAAACUUUAUGUUGCACCGGUUCCAAGAACUACAACGGAAGAAUAUAUCCGCCCCUUGUUUGAAGGACAUGGAAAUGUUGUUGAGGUGAUUUUCCCCAAGGAUAAGCGGACUGGCCAACAACAAGGGUAUUGCUUCGUGAAAUAUGCAACAAUAGAGGAAGCUGACAGGGCUAUUAGAGCUUUAAAUGACCAACAUACUGUUCCUGGGGAGGCAGCUCCCAUUAAGGUCAGAUAUGCUGAUGGGGAACGGGAACGUCUUGGUAAGGUUGAAAGAGGACGUCUUGUUAAGGGGGAAAGGGAACACCCAGGGGGAGGGGAAUUUGUGGACAAACUCUAUGUUGGUUCCAUUAACAAGCAAGCUUCAAAACAGGAAAUUGAAGAGAUAUUUUCUCCAUAUGGUCAUGUGGAAGAUGUCUACAUUGCUCGUGACGUGUUGAAGCAAAGUCGUGGAUGUGCAUUUAUUAAAUUUUCUCACCGAGAUAUGGCAGUGGCAGCAAUCAAAGCUUUAAAUGGAACUUUCACAAUGCGAGGUUGUGACCUGCCGUUGGUUGUUCGCUUUGCGGAUCCCAAAAAGCGUAAAACUGGAGAGCUAAGGGGAAAUUAUGCAUCUGGUGGACAAAACUUCUGUCCAGGUUAUCAUGAACCAAUGAUUAGGCCAGCCCCUAAUUUUGGUGAUUCCAUGGGAGGUUGUGUUUUGCCUAAUGCUUCAUACUGUGUGCAAGAAAUUUCCUCAAAUUCACAGCCACAAACUGUUUCCCAUGCUGUAGAACUCACUCAUGGAGCUCCUCAUAUCACAGAACCAUCUCUUCCUGCAGUAAAGCAGCCGCCCACACAGUUGUGCCAGAUGCCAUUACAACAAACACAAGUUCCACAGCAAUGUUUGCAAUCAUCUCAACAAGCCGUCUCUGAGAUGAUGAAACAGUCUCCAAAUUUAGAGCAGCAUCAAGGUGUGCAAAUUAACCCUGAGUCUGCUGGGAAUGAAAACAACCCUCCUGCAGUGAAUGUUACUUCUGCUGCUCUUGCAGUACCUCCAAGUACCCUGACAGUGGAUCCACUAGAGUGUGAUUGGAGUGAGCAUUCCUGCCCUGAUGGGUACAAGUACUAUUAUAAUUGCACAACCUGUGAAAGUAGAUGGGAGAAACCUGAUGAGUUCAUCUCAUACCAGCUACAAUUGCAAAAGAGGCAAAAACCAAACAAUUCUAGCCAGCAACUUCAUUCCUUAUCAACAAGUCUUUGUGGUGAAGAAGUGGGUAAAAUGCAAAAGGACCUGGGUCAUGUGCAAAUAAAGUCAGACACUAGUCCAGUUGUUGAUCCUACCUGUGUCUAGCAGGCGCCUAAAUUAGAAGAGCCCUGGAGGGUUGAAUUUAGCAGCACAAUCAGUAGUAAUUUGCUUUAUUUUAUGGGAUAACAUAAAUUGAUGUUUAGUGCUUGUAAAAUAGGUAGUGGUUAGCUGUCGAUUGUGCUUCGGAGGAUGCAUGAUGAUGAAAUGACUUGAUGAUGCAGGUCUUCUUGUAUUUGUUAUAAAAAGGGCUGAUCGCUUUCAAGUUA